CCCGCGGGCGAAGCGGCACUCGGCACCGCGCGCGCCCGGACCAGCAGCCGCGAGCCGGCACCAUGGGCUGCGACGUCCGCGUGUCAGGGCUGCUCCGCCGCAACCUGCAGCCCACGCUCACCUACUGGAGCGUCUUCUUCAGUUUCGGCCUGUGCAUCGCCUUCCUGGGGCCCACGCUGCUGGACCUGCGCUGCCAGACGCACAGCUCGCUGCCCCAGAUCUCCUGGGUCUUCUUCUCGCAGCAGCUCUGCCUCCUGCUGGGCAGCGCCCUCGGGGGCGUCUUCAAGAGGACCCUGGCCCAGUCGUUAUGGGCUCUCUUCACCUCUUCUCUGGCCAUCUCCCUGGUGUUCGCCGCCAUCCCCUUCUGCCGAGACGUGAAGGUGCUGGCCUCAGUCAUGGCGCUGGCAGGCCUGGCCAUGGGCUGCAUCGACACCGUGGCCAACAUGCAGCUGGUGAGGAUCUACCAGAAGGACUCGGCGGUCUUCCUCCAGGUUCUCCAUUUCUUUGUGGGCUUUGGUGCACUGCUGAGCCCCCUUAUCGCUGACCCCUUUCUGUCUGAGGCCAGCUGCUUGCCCACCAACAGAACAGCCAACGCCACCUCCGGCAGCCACCUGCUCCAUGCCUCCAGGGUCCUGGCCCACCACCAUACUGGGGCCCAGCCUUGGUCCAACCAGACGCUCCCUGGGCUGACCCCACAGGACGGGGCAGGGGCCCGCGUGUCCUACGCCUUCUGGAUCAUGGCCCUGAUCAAUCUCCCGGUGCCCAUGGCUGUGCUGUAUCUGCUGUCCAAAGAGCGGCUGCUGACCUGCUGCCCUCAGAGGAGGCCCCUACUCCUGUCUGCAGAUGAGCUCACCCUGGAGACGCAGCCUCCUGAGAAGGAAGACACUUCCUCGCUGCCCCCUAAGUUUCACCCAGGGCAUGAGGACCUGUUCAGCUGCUGCCAGAGGAAGAACUUCAAAGGAGUCCCUUCUUCUUUCUUCGCCAUCCACAUCACAGCCGCCCUGGUCCUGUUCAUGACCGACGGCUUGACGGGGGCAUACUCCGCCUUUGUGUACAGCUAUGCAGUAGAGAAACCGCUGUCUGUGGGACACAAGGUGGCCGGUUACCUCCCCAGCCUCUUCUGGGGCUUCAUCACUCUGGGUCGGCUCAUCUCCAUUCCCAUCUCCUCAAGAGUGAAGCCAGCUACCAUGGUUUUCGUCAAUGUGGUCGGCGUGGUGGUGACGUUCCUGGUGCUUCUUGUUUUCUCCUACAACGUCGUCUUCCUGUUCGUGGGGACAGCCAGUCUGGGCCUGUUCCUCAGCAGCACCUUUCCCAGCAUGCUGGCCUACACCGAGGACAUCCUGCAGUACAGAGGCUGUGCGACCACAGUGCUGGUAACAGGGGCAGGCGUUGGUGAGAUGGCCCUCCAGAUGCUGGUUGGUUCGAUAUUCCAGGCUCAGGGCAGCUAUAGUUUCCUGGUCUGUGGCGUGAUCUUUGGUGGCUUGGCUUUUACCUUCUAUAUCUUGCUGCUGUUUUUCCACAGGAUGCACCCUGGACUCUCAUCAGUUCCUACCCAGGACAAAGCACUUGGAAUGGAAAGCCUGGAGUGCUACCAGAGGUAAAACUAGAUGAAGGAGGCUGGCGAAGACUUCUGGCCUCUUGAGCACCAGCUCAGGUCAAAGGGCUGAAGAAAGCUGGGGUGGCAGUGGAGGCAACCUCUCGACGCCUUGGUUCCGAUCUUCACUAAUACUUGGUUGGGUAGAAGAAAUUAAAUUGAGUUCUGGUACCUGGGUCCUCCCUGGGCAAAUCAUUAGAUGUUUACCUGGCUAUUCAAGUUCCUCUCCUCUUCCCUGGCUCAGACUUUUGGUAAGAGCGGGCUAGGAUACCCAGCUGGGAAGGAAGAAGACAGCUAGAUGCUUCACUCCACUGGCCGCCUCCUUCAUGGACCACACCCUGGGUUUGAAGAUCACUCUUGGUUGAAGUUUGAAAAAAUAAGUUGAAAUUAUAAAGAGCGAUGAUCAUUGCUAUAUGUAGAUAGACUUUAAAUUAAUCAAAACAAACCCCAAGUUAUUCCCUGGCAUGCUCAAAGGAUUUAUGUGCUUUUACUUAUUAUAGUCCAAAGGCCCUCCAACUCCUGCUGCUGCUGUCAGUAGUUCGUCUGUAAUCUAAAACAUCGAAAGGAAAAGUUGAAUCUUGCUACCUUUGGGGCACUUCAGUGGUAUGCUGGGCUAGCUCAUACCAGCUUAUAAAAGCCAAUUGUUAAGUUUUCAUUUUGAGAGCUGGUUGUUAAACCCAGCCAUUAUUUAAAAUUAAAUUAGAGAAACUUA
Messenger RNA from Eubalaena glacialis (North Atlantic right whale), 2306 nucleotides. RefSeq names its product major facilitator superfamily domain containing 4A (gene SLC60A1). NCBI's taxonomy places the organism in Eukaryota, Metazoa, Chordata, Mammalia, Artiodactyla, Balaenidae. The transcript is spliced from 10 exons. The record is from RefSeq and is a predicted model, not a curated record. The coding region runs from base 63 to 1601 and encodes 512 amino acids. Gene Ontology annotation, biological process: transmembrane transport.